Phodopus roborovskii (desert hamster) is the source of this 1766-nucleotide messenger RNA. RefSeq names its product lipase family member N (gene Lipn). Bases 381 to 1583 code for a protein of 400 amino acids. The transcript is spliced from 10 exons. Gene Ontology annotation, molecular function: hydrolase activity, acting on ester bonds. NCBI's taxonomy places the organism in Eukaryota, Metazoa, Chordata, Mammalia, Rodentia, Cricetidae. The record is from RefSeq and is a predicted model, not a curated record.
GACUCAGCCAAACUGGUUAUUUGGCAUCAUGUAGACCACUAUUUCCCAAUCUACAAGUGCAUCAUGCAUUUGGUGUGCCGGGGAGACGCCUUGGGCGUGUCAUAGUCCAAGGUUUCCUCAUUUCCACCAGCUUCCUGUUUGUUACUUCUCUAGCUUCUAACUGUCACUACAGCUGUAUCUCACUCUUCAGCCUGAUGUCAAAAGCAAAAGUACAGAAGUCCUCUGGACAGGGGAAGCUCACCUAACUAGGUAAGAUGGAGACUCAUCACAACCAGGAGGCAGAUGUGAAUGGCCAUAAGGUGAAGGGCUCUGCAGUGAGGCUGUCUGCAUGCCCAUCCUAGACCUGUCACCUGCUGGUUCUGUGACCUUGGGCAGAUCGCAUGCCUAUGAUGUGGUUAUUUUUAACAACAGCUUGUUUGAUACGUGGAACUUUAAGUAUUAGUGAACUCUUGGAUUUCGAAAAUGAAGUGAAUCCUGAAGUGUGGAUGAAUGCUAGCGAAAUCAUCAUCUACAAUGGCUACCCUAGUGAAGAGUAUGAAGUCACCACUGCAGAUGGGUACAUUCUUGCCCUCAACAGGAUUCCACACGGGAGAGCACAGGCUGAACACACAGGUCCCCGGCCGGUUGUAUAUAUGCAGCAUGCUUUGUUUGCAGACAAUGCCUACUGGCUUGAGAAUUUCGCCAAUGGAAGCCUUGGGUUCCUUCUAGCAGAUGCGGGUUAUGAUGUGUGGAUGGGAAACAGUCGGGGGAAUACUUGGUCAAGAAGACACAAAACUCUCUCAGCAAACGAAGAGAAAUUCUGGGCCUUCAGCUUUGAUGAAAUGGCCAAAUAUGACCUCCCCGGGAUAAUAGAUUUCAUUGUAAAUAAAACAGGUCAAGAGAAGUUGUACUUCAUUGGACAUUCACUCGGCACUACAAUAGGGUUUAUAGCCUUUUCCACCAUGCCUGAACUGGCACAAAGAAUCAAAAUGAAUUUUGCCUUGGGUCCUGUGAUCUCGUUCAAAUAUCCCACAAGCAUUUUUACCAGUUUUUUUCUACUUCCAAAUUCCAUAAUCAAGCAUAUGUUUGGUACCAAAGGUUUCUUUUUAGAAGAUAAGAAGGCAAAGGCAUCUUACGUCAAAGUCUGCAACAGAAAGCUACUCCGGCCAUUGUGUAGUGAGUUUAUGUCCCUGUGGGCUGGAUUCAAUAAGAAAAAUAUGAAUAUGAGCCGAUUGGAUGUGUACAUGUCACAUGCGCCCACGGGAUCAUCAAUACAGAACAUCCUGCACAUAAAACAGCUUUACCGAUCUGAUGAAUUCAGAGCUUAUGACUGGGGAAGUGAAGCUGAAAAUAUGAAUCACUAUAACCAGAGUCGUCCUCCUAUCUAUGACCUGACUGCCAUGAAGGUGCCCACUGCCAUUUGGGCUGGUGGACAUGAUGUCCUCAUAACACCUCAAGAUGUAGCCAGGAUACUUCCCCAAGUUACAAAUCUCCGCUACUUCAAACUAUUUCCAGAUUGGAACCAUUUUGAUUUUGUCUGGGGCCUUGAUGCCCCCCAAAGGCUGUACAGCAAAAUCAUAGGUUUGAUGAGGGAAUAUCUCUAAACCCAAUCUAUGUUUCUAUCACAAUUGCUUCCAGGCCCAUGGAAGGCUUUAGGAAAAACACUGACGAAUGGUGAAGUUACCUUCAGCAUUCACUUGCUAUUGUUGAAGUGGUCCUGAGUCUCCGUGCUCCACCCAGGAAAGAUCUGACAUGGGCUUCUCAAAGAAAUGUCUAAAUCUGAAAUU